Actinia tenebrosa (Australian red waratah sea anemone) is the source of this 2350-nucleotide messenger RNA. RefSeq names its product sialin. The record is from RefSeq and is a predicted model, not a curated record. Gene Ontology annotation, molecular function: transmembrane transporter activity. Gene Ontology annotation, cellular component: membrane. Gene Ontology annotation, biological process: transmembrane transport; monoatomic anion transport. Lineage: Eukaryota; Metazoa; Cnidaria; Anthozoa; Actiniaria; Actiniidae.
CGAACUUCAUUAAUUGUCGAAUUUUUCUUUCGUUUUUACUGGAUUAUUUUUUAGAAUAGCUUUAAUUAUGGAGAAAAACGAAAUUUCUCCACUCCUUCCUCGUCCCUCUCUAGAAAAUAGUCGUAAUUCCGGUUCAAAAUGCAGCAUUCCUUGUCGUUAUUCUUUAGCUAUUAUGAUUUCUUUAGGGUUUUGUACUGUGUAUGGUAUGAGAGUGAAUCUAAGUGUUGCUCUUGUGGCGAUGGUUAAUUCUACUGAUAACAGUAUUAAUACCGAUUUUCAUAACCCUGAAUGUCAAGGAGAAGGUGGGUGUAACAAAACGGUGACAAGAACAGCUCGUAAGCAUGAAGAGUUCAACUGGGAUGAAAAAACACAGGGUAUAAUUCUUGGAUCAUUUUUCUAUGGUUACAUAGUAACACAAUUACCUGGUGGAUGGUUGGCAUCAAGAUAUGGUGGCAAGCAUUUGUUUGGUCUGGGAGUCCUGUGUACUUCUGUAUUUACACUGUUGACACCUAUAGCUGCACAUCACAGCCUUGGUAGCUUGAUUGCACUGAGAGUACUGGAAGGAAUUGGAGAGGGAGUGACAUUUCCAGCCACAAUAGAAAUGUGGAGCAGUUGGGCCCCUCCUCUAGAAAGAAGUAGACUUACAGCCAUUUCCUUUGCUGGAUGCGGAAUAGGAAACAUCAUAACACAGCCAAUAGCAGGCUGGCUUUGUGACACAUAUUUUCUUGCGGGAUGGCCUUCUGUCUUUUAUAUAUUUGGUGCGUUGGGUAUUUUAUGGUAUAUUGCAUGGCUAUUCUUGGUCUACGACAAACCUGCCAGUCACCCCAGAAUAUCAGAGGAAGAGAAAGAGUACAUCUUGUCAUCUAUCGGGACGUCACAAGAUAAGACUCUAAAGAAUCAUUCCGUCCCAUGGUUAGCUAUUUUUACAUCUCCUGCAGUCUACGCCGUGGUGAUGGGUUACGUCUGCGCUAACUGGGCAUUUUAUGUUUUACUGACCGGCCUACCCACCUACUUUAGAGACGCUCUUCAUGUCAAAAUUUUGGAAGAUGGUUUCAUAUCGUCGAUACCAUAUAUAACAAGUGUAGUACUUCAACUUGUGGCUGCUACUUUAGGUGACUGGUUAUUGUCCACUGGAAGCAGGAAAGUAGAUGUACGAAAAGCAUCUACAACUUGUUCUCUCAUAGUUCCUGCUUGUCUCCUGAUAUCUGUCAGCUACGUUGGAAGCGAUGACAAGGUCUUGAUUGUUGUAUUGUUAUCGCUCACAUUAGGGUUUGGCGCAUUCUCGUCGGCGGGGUUUGGUGUCAAUCACCUUGAUAUUGCACCUCGCUAUGCAGGAAUAAUCAUAGGAUUUGCCAAUAGUCUUGGUACGAUACCGGGGUUUGUUGCACCUUUUGUUACUGGUUGGUUAACUAAUGGAGAGCCAACUCGUCGUCAAUGGCAAAAGGUGUUCUACAUUGCAGCUAUAAUCAACAUUAUUGGUGCGACAGGGUUUGCAAUUCUUGCUAAAGGUGAAGAACAGCCAUGGAACACAGCCAAUGAUGAAAACCCGCUACCAGUGGAAGUUGAGCAAGAACAGGACAAUCCAGGCCUUGCUGCAGAUGAAGGUUACAAUGGCAGUCGAACCUCGAAUAAUACUAGUAUAAACACAGUAUAGCCUGACCUUAUAGAUAGAUUACAAGCUUGAAUAAAUUAUUAAUAAAACGUUAGACGUCUAAUUAGCUUUAGACGUCUAACGGUUACGCCUCGUGCGACUCUUACGCUUCCUUCGUGCUUAGUAAUAAUGAUAUAAUUAUGAUUUAUAUAGCGCUAAUAUCCCCAUGGUUCAACGGCGCUUUACAAAAAGAUCUGAUAAAAAAAUAUUAGAAAUAUAACUAUAUAGGCAUUUAGUUGUGAAUUAGUGGUGUACAUUAAAAUCUUUAAACAACUUUUAUAAAUACAUACAUAUUUAAUAGACAUUUUUUACAUAAAAAAUAACUUUCAACAUUUUAAUUGGCUUUUAUACGUGAUAAUAAUUAUUAAAGUUUGUUGAAAAGUAAAAACAUAGAUAUCUGAAUAAAACUACUAAUAAAAUGCUUAUUGAAAAAGUCAGGUUUUGACCCUUUGCUUGAACUGUGAUAUUGAAACGGGGAUCUUAUUUUUCUGUGGUAGAUUGUUCCAUAGUUCAGGGGCCACAGUAGAGAAGACUCUUCUACCAUACUGUUUCAGGUUGUAAGAUUGCUUUACUAAAAGAUUCUGAGACAUUGAUCGUAAGGAACGCGAUGGAACAUAAUUAACCAACAAGUCACAUAAGUACGAGGAAGUACAAUGUAAAUGAAUGAAUGUAACGUGUUCAUAAGUUAUGAUGAAAUAA